Molecule: messenger RNA, 303 nt
Organism: Didymodactylos carnosus
Lineage: Eukaryota; Metazoa; Rotifera; Eurotatoria; Philodinida; Philodinidae
Source: the annotation of a GenBank genome assembly
AUGGUGAUAUGCGGGAUCUCCGUUGAAUUCUCUAUCGAAUGGUGUACAACACUCUGGAAAAUAAAAUUCAAUGUUUUAUAUGGCAUAUUCGAAGAAACAUGGAAACACUACAAUAUUUACAUCGGAAGUUCCGACUUGAGUUUUAAAAGAAACCGAGCGUCAGAAAAUAAUUUUGAAGAUAAUAUUCGUAAGGUGCGGGUAAUUCAAAGUUUCCGUGACUUUUCGAUUUGUUUGAAAGAUACAUCAUUCGAUAGAGCUCGUCGAGCUCUACAAGAAUAUGAGGUUUAAAAAAUUUCUAACCCC